UCCUCUCGGAGUCGACCCCUCUAAUCUUACGCAGUCUCCAGCACCUCCAAUGAAUACUUUAAAAUAUUUUUUUAAAAAGACGGUCUGGCUACCCAGUCUAGACUGGCUUUGAACUCACGAUACGUUUGCCUCUGCUGUUCCUGAGCGUGGGCUACCCAGCUCAGCUCAUAAAUGCUCCCCCCCGCCCUCCACCCCCGUGGACUGGAGCUGUGUCUUACGAAGUGGGAGCAGGGAGGGGGCUUGGGGAUCAGAGAAGUCGCUGGGGAGAGAAGACAGGAACCCAGUGGGGUUCUUUUCACAGAGUAGAAAGAGGGAGAUACUUCAGGAUGGAGAGAAAGCUAGGAGUAGUCAACAAGAACAUGCCAGAUGUCAGAGAAAACGGCCUUUAGACUGGGGAGUUGUAUGUGGGUGUGGUGCUGUGUCCAGUUUUUGGACUAGUACAAAAACAGAGUUGUGAAACUUUGGGGGAACUUGCUUAACCUCAUCCCAAGAAGACAAUAGUUCCCACCUUAUAGAGUUGUGAGGGUUGGAGAUGAUGUGUGCAAAGCGCUCGGCACAUCAAUAACUAGUAUAAGUGGGCGUUUUCCCUACAAAUAUUCCUCUUCCUUUCCCAGUAACAUUUUUUUUUUUUUGUAUCAGUAUAUGGUGGCUUUUGCCAUUUGAGUUCUCUAGGAUCCUUGAUAAGCUUUCCAAACCCUUAGUACCCAUCCAAUGCCCCCACUUCCCUUGGUACCUUCCAACUGGACACAAACUCAUCCCUAAAAUAUGCAGAUGGCAGCCUUGGUAACCAUGGAGACAGGGCAGGUGGCACGGAGAGGCAGAGGCAGCGAGAGCAACAGAUAGGAAGAGACAAGGAGUGAUUCAGGCAGGGACCUUCAAGCGAGACAGAGUAAGGAGAUGUAAAGAGAGCACCGUGUAACAAGGGUUCAGUCAUUUCUCUGCCCCUUUCCUCUCUCGUAUAGAGACACUGCUUAAAAUAUGGGGGGGAAAGGAAUCUGAGAAUGCCCCUUGCGCUAGAAAUGCCCUGGGAGGGCCACCUUCCUCAUUCCUAAAGGACCCAUGGGACCUGAGAUCCAAGUGUCUCUGUGGUGUGUGAUGUUGAGCGAGGAGCAGCGGGGGGCACACUGCUGUCUGGUUCCAGGCUAUGCUCUUGAUAUUUCAACUAUGGGAAGGGAGCCACAUCUCCUGCCUCUCUCUGAUCUGUGUGGACGCCGCUGCAGAUCCCAACCGCCUCCCUACACCCCUCUGCACAGUGUGCCAUAUGCCGUGUGUGGCAGUCAGGUCUGGCAUACUGGAUAUCAUGGAGAUCUGCUCAAGCUCUACGAAGAAUCAGAAUCGGGAUGGUUCCUGAAUGGGUCGCCGGCGAGUCCCCUAAGGAGCGUUUAGGGAUAGGCUUUACCACCAAGACCUCAGGCCUCUCCCAACCACCACCCCCACACUCCUAGCCAUCUUCGUCAGGUCCCAUUCCCGGCUCCAUCCAUCGGUGCUUUCGCCCGGCGGUAGCUAUGCUGCACACCGAGGGCCACGCUCUUCUUCGGGCGGUGGGUCAGGGUAAGCUCCGCUUGGCCCGUUUGCUUCUGGAGGGAGGAGCCUACGUGAAUGAGGGUGAUGCCCAAGGGGAGACUGCGCUAAUGGCGGCCUGCAGGGCCCGCUACGACGACCCCCAGAACAAGGCGCGUAUGGUACGCUACCUCCUGGAGCAAGGCGCGGACCCCAACAUCGCAGACCGCUUAGGACGCACGGCGCUCAUGCACGCUUGCGCCGGGGGUGGGGGAGCCGCAGUGGCCUCUCUGCUCCUGGCCCACGGCGCAGACCCCUCAGUCCGAGAUCACGCCGGCGCUUCGGCGCUGGUCCACGCCCUGGACCGCGGGGACCGCGAGACCCUUGCCACGCUGCUGGACGCCUGCAAGGCCAAGGGCACGGAGGUCAUCAUCAUAACCACGGAUACCUCGCCCUCGGGCACCAAGAAGACCAGGCAGUAUCUCAACUCCCCACCGUCCCCGGGGGUAGAGGACCCUGCACCGGCGGCUCCUCCUAGCCCAGGGGUCUGCACGUCGCCUUCGGAAGUCCAACUGCAGACUGCAGGAGGAGGACGGGGGUUGUUGUCCCCUCGCGCCCAGGAAGAAGAGGAGAAGAGAGACAUAUUUGAAUUCCCUCUCCCUAAGCCCCCUGAUGACCCUUCCCCUUCCGAGCCUCUCCCCAAGCCGCCUCGACACCCUCCAAAGCCACUCAAAAGGCUCAACUCCGAGCCCUGGGGCCUUGUGGCUCCCCCUCAGCCGGUCCCCCCCGCCGAAGGGAGACCGGGGAUGGAGCGCCUGGCCGCGGAAUUCAACGGCCUGACCCUGACCGGCAGACCGCGUCUUUCUCGGCGUCACAGCACCGAAGGCCCGGAGGACCCGCCUCCGUGGGCGGAGAAAGUGACGGGCGGGGGUCCCCUCUCGCGCCGAAACACAGCGCCCGAGACUCAGGAGUCUGGUCUGCCUUCGGGGCUACGGCAAAAACUGAGCCGCAUGGAGCCGGUGGAGCUCGAGAGCCCCGGACAUUUUUGCCCGGACUCGCCCGAGGCCAGCCGCUUGUCCCUGGAGCGCCGGCGAUACAGCGCCUCUCCGCUGACCCUCCCUCCCGCGGGCUCAAUCUCUUCCCCGCGCCAGUCCCAAGAAAGCCUGCCCGGGGCUGUGUCCCCGCUGAGCGGGCGGAGGCGGAGUCCCGGGCUGCUGGAGCGGAGGGGCUCCGGGACCUUGCUCCUGGACCACAUCUCGCAAACGCGACCCGGUUUCUUGCCUCCUCUCAACGUCAGCCCCCACCCUCCCAUCCCCGACAUUCGCCCCCAAGCCGGAGGUCGGGCACCCUCACUGCCCGCCCCUCCUGGGGCGCCAGGGUCUCCCAGGACCAAGCGCAAGUUGGUGAGACGCCACUCCAUGCAGACUGAGCAGAUUCGCCUGCUAGGGGGUUUCCAGAGUCUAGGCGGGCCAGGGGAACCGGGGCGCUGAGAGAAGUCAGAGAAGGCACCGAGGAGGGGGAAGGGUCAGGACCCCGAUGGCAGGAGAACCAGCUGAUACCUCUGACACGGGAUCUCUUGCAUGUGCUCACGGCACUGUGCACGCACACAUGGGUAAGCAUGUGUCCACAAGCACAGUACACUUACUAGCGAGGAGGGAUACAUACUGUGUUUACUGGGCGUAUAGACCCACGCAUUCGUGCCCUGGUCAUUUCACCACACGCACACGGGAUCACUUGGGUACCCAGAGGCACAGCACACCAACAAACAAGAGGACCACUUGUGCUAGGGUCCCAGGCUCCCUGGCCUUUGUUCAGAAGCAGCAGGGAGCCCCCACUUGAGGCUGGUCUCCUGGAUCUUUGCUCUCCUGAAAAAGCAAUCCCUUGCUUUCUAUGUAUGCCCGGAGACGUGGCCUAUCAUACUCUCGAUUACUCUACUUUCUCUUCACGAGUAUCUCCCCCCGUUCUGCAGGUCUUGCUUCUCCAUGCCUGGCUCCUUGCUCACACCCGGCUUCCAUCCGCUUUUCAGGAUGUCUUCUUCUCUUUUCUGAGGCUCCAGCAGCAGCUCCCGGUCUCGGUUCUGUUGCUGCCUCUCAUGCCCUCAACUUCCGGCUUUUUCUUCCCACCUGCACCCCCCACCCACCCAACACACACUGCUAGGGAGCGUCUUGUCGACCCCAGGGGGUGGGUCAUGGGCUCUAAGUUGCUCUUCUGUGUGUCUGAGCUUAUGAACACCCCUACAGGUAGAAGUGGGGAGGAAGCCCGAGUCAGUCCCCUUACCACUUGACAUGUCAAAUAAAUGUGUUCCGAAGUCUC
This is a messenger RNA of Peromyscus leucopus (white-footed mouse), 3813 nucleotides long. RefSeq names its product ankyrin repeat domain 34A (gene Ankrd34a). The coding region runs from base 1506 to 2990 and encodes 494 amino acids. The transcript is spliced from 2 exons. Gene Ontology annotation, molecular function: protein binding. The record is from RefSeq and is a predicted model, not a curated record. Lineage: Eukaryota; Metazoa; Chordata; Mammalia; Rodentia; Cricetidae.